Molecule: messenger RNA, 1974 nt
Organism: Penicillium antarcticum
Lineage: Eukaryota; Fungi; Ascomycota; Eurotiomycetes; Eurotiales; Aspergillaceae
Exons: 1
Coding region: 1-1974 (657 amino acids)
Source: RefSeq, a predicted model, not a curated record
AUGGCUCAACGUCAGCUUUCGCGCACUCUGCCGAAGAACUUCACCUUCCCCUUCCUAGAUGACGAGGUGCCCAAGACUCCGGAGCGCCCGAGCACCAAGAUUGAAGUACCGCCUCCACCUCGUCACUCUAUCUCGGGUUGCCGCUUACCGCGAGUUCGGCCUCGCUCCGGCACGGAUGUCUGCGCUCGCAUGGAUCUUGACCUUUUCCAAUUCCGAGGUUCAGACGUCCCGCUUCCCUCGAUUGAAUUUCCGCAAUCUAACGGUGCGCUUGAAGCGCCUUUCCUCGGCCAAUCCCCUCAAGAUGAGGGUCUGCUUGCACCACCUCGCGCGCGCAUGAAUUUCAAGACACCUCCCGCGCAGAUCCGCGGUACGCCUUUCGAGGCUUGCGAAACGGGGACCCCUUGGCCAGCUUGGGAUCAGACUCCUGGGCCCAUUAAACGCCCCGAGUCCGUUUGCUCGAGUUUAUCUGACUCUUCUGUUGAAUCUAUUGAAACAUUUGCUUCGCGUCCAUCUGUUGGAAGCUGCACGAGUGUGGAAAGUGACUUAUUCGAUCCAUACUUCCCUCUCGAGUUCUCCAAAGAAGCUGAGCUUGAGUCGCCUUCGCAGCGUAAAUCAUCGAACGCUUACAGGUCUGCUUCCGACAAAGGCUGGACGCGCGAGAUGGAUAAUCAUCUGUGGAACACUUAUCAAAUUUAUCUCCAAGACCCCACUAUGACUCCAUUCAAGAUGACCCCGGGCAGCAUUCCUCCCCUUGGAGUCACAUCCCGUGUUUCGCGCCGGGCUAAGAGGACAUGGGAAAACAAGCGCAGUCGUCUCGGCCAAUCUGUCUCGAUGAUGUCUGCUGAGCCUGGAACUCCCAAAGCAACUGCGGCAUCGACAUUGCAGCCAAACUGGCCCAAGACAGACGCCAAGACUCGACGUCGUCUUAAGGCACUUUGCCGUCGCAAGUUCUCUAUCUCGCCUCAUUAUCAACGCAUCAUGCAGUCGCGUACCCCCGAACCCACCGAAGUGUCCGCGCCUGCAGGUACCGGUCCUCACGCGUUCGCAGACAAUUCUGCCUAUACAACUCGUGAUCUUGGUGUCUCUCUCGUCACCUCGAAUGAGCCAAACCCAAUCGCUCGCGUCACACAGGAUCUGCCACCGUUGCAGCCAUGGAACACUUACUCAUUCAAUGACCCUGUGCCAGCCACUGUCGGGCCCGAAAAUGUCCCAACCCCCAGCCAGCAUCUCCGUGUACAAUCCGCUCACAGUAUCCCUCGUCUGGGAUCACCCUUUGUGUACAGCACUUGGGGCCCUGGUGGAUCAAACCGCCAGGUCAAGGGCAACAGCGCACCUCGCCGCGAGACUAUCCAUGCUCCAGGGCGUCGCACCCGCCGCAACACUUACCUGGAGCAGUCUAUGCGCAACGUUGAUGACGUAUUCACCAGUGCCCUGGGCGAGACCAAGAACCUCGAUGAAGAUGUCGAUCGUCGCCUUGAGGACUACCUUCAUAACAACAAGCUUCAAGACAUGGGUCAUGGCCGAGUUCGUCUCCGCAACCGUGGCGCUACGACUAGUGGAGUCAACCCUCGAGAUGUUGUCGACCAGCUUUUUUCCCCGCCUUCGUCUCUCAACUCAGGCCCAAUUGAACCUGAAGAGACCACUCCUGUAAUGAAGCCACCUGUCAACCACUUGCUAGACCUUGGUGACAAUAUCAAACGCCUUGGCUCGCCGUUCAAGAUUGAAGGUGCAUACAAGCGUCGCGAUGCUCCAAACCGGUUCAUUAGACAUGCACCCUCGCUGUCCGAUCCGUUCUCGAGCGGCGGCCCAUCCUAUGUGAGACCCACCGACGAUACCUCUCCGAUGCAAAUUUCCCCUACACACGCACCCGAGAAGACGUCAACCCCUCUACCUUACAAUGCAUUUGAGGAGGGUCUCUCCGAUGCCGAGCGAAUCCGCCGGCAAAUCUUGAAUAUGCCUUUCACGCGCAACUAG